AUGGAUCAAAAUCCUUCAACUCCAGGGGGAGACGGGAGCAAUAACCGAAUACCGAUUGGAGAUUAUUACCAAACUCAACAACUCGGAGACGAUGAUGAUGCUUAUGAUGAUGAUGAUGAAGAUGAAGCGGACCAAGGUGGAAAAGGUAAAAAUAAGAUACUAAAAGAAAGGUGGGGACAUGAUGAGGAUAUAGCAUUGGUCUCCGGAUACCUUAAUUGUGGUGGUGAUCCAUUAGUGGGAACAGAUCAGUCAAAGGCAAAGCUUUGGAUAGAAAUCAAGCGCAUCUACGAUGCUGAAGUGGUAAAAAAACCAUCACUCAUCCACCGAAGGACCAUGAAGUCAAUUAAAGCGCACUGGAGAACCAUCAACCGACUCGUGACUUUGUGGGUAUCGCAACUCGGUGAAGCCGAGCGAAUGAAAUCAAGUGGAAUGGCUAUUACGGAUGUAGAGGCUAAAGCUCAUGAACUAUACAAACAAAAACAAAAUAAUAAAGCUUUCAAAUUGUACCAUUGUUGGAUGGGAAUGAGACACCUUUCAAGAUGGCAACCCGGAUAUGAUUCAACUGUUGUGAGUCAAUCAAGUUCAAAAAGGUCAAGUGAUGAAGUUGUAUCAGUUCGCCCGGAUGGUCAGAAGAAGGCUAAGGCACAAAGAAAGAUGAAAGGAGUAGCUACAAGUUUAGAUGAUUUCAACAACACCUUAAGUGAAAUGCAAGUGGAUUACCAGAUUUCGUAUGCGUCGUCCUCUUUUCUUUCGAAUUAUGAACGCACUCGCUGCGAAAGACAAAUUUUUCAACAACUACCAGACGCAACUGGGAAGCUAGGUGCAUCCAGUCAUCAGAAAUGCACAGCAGCAUUGAGGUGUCUAGCAUAUGGAUCAGCAUCUGACGCAGUCGACGAGUACAUCAAAAUUGCUGAAUCAACAGCAAAGGAGUGCCUUGUGCACUUUGUGCAAGGAAUUCGAAAAGUUUUUACGAACGAGUACUUAAGGAGGCCUACGGUAACCGACUUGCAACGCCUCUUACGUGAUGGGGAAAGGCGGGGUUUUCCUGGAAUGAUGGGCAGCAUAGAUUGCAUGCAUUGGCAAUGGAAAAAUUGCCCACGAGCAUGGAAAGGGUUGUAUCAAGGUAGGUCCAAAUCUGCAACGGUAAUUCUAGAAGCCGUGGCCUCCGGAGACUUGUGGAUAUGGCAUGCAUUUUUCGGAACACCGGGAACUUGCAAUGAUAUCAAUGUAUUGGCACGCUCUCCGGUGUUUGAUGAUCUUUAUCAAGGAAGAGCUCCUGAGGUCACAUUUAAUGUGAAUGGUAAUACCUAUAAUAGGGGAUAUUACCUAACAGAUGGGAUCUACCCUAAAUGGGCAGUGUUCAUGCCAGCAAUUCGACUCCCACUAUCUCCCGUCGAUGAGUUGUUCACCAAACGUCAAGAAUCAGUUCGGAAAGACGUCGAACGUGCGUUUGGGGUUUUACAAGCACGCUUUGCAAUAAUACAAAGGCCAUCACUCAUUUGGGAUGAACACUUAAUGUGGGAAAUAAUGCUGGCGUGUAUCAUUCUUCACAAUAUGAUUGUCGAGGAUGAACGGGAUACAUAUCUAAAUUAUCAAGACGCAUCAGACUUCGAGCAAGAAAAUGCCUCGAUUGCUAGUACUUCGUCUAGCCAUAGGCUUGAAACAUUCUAUGUUCAACCUGGUCGCUACAAUGAUAUAGGGAUGCAACAAUAUUUGCAAAAUAGAGCUGAUGCGUGGAUAGAGAUGUUCACAACUCCUUACAAAAGGACUUGGCUCAACACAUUUGGCACAAUUGUCGCCAAUCAACCAAUGAUGAGUGAAUUAUUGUUUGUAAUAUUAAGUGUAGCCAUUGUUGUAAGAAAUCUCAAUUAA
Molecule: messenger RNA, 1872 nt
Organism: Beta vulgaris subsp. vulgaris (sugar beet)
Lineage: Eukaryota; Viridiplantae; Streptophyta; Magnoliopsida; Caryophyllales; Amaranthaceae
Exons: 2
Coding region: 1-1872 (623 amino acids)
Source: RefSeq, a predicted model, not a curated record